UUUGCUUCUCUCUUUCAGUACCUGUAUCAGCUGUCACUACUGUACAGGUGAAGUUUAAUCAGGCUGCUGCUCUGCCCUGUGAACGGAAAUGUUCUCGUGAGGCCAAAUGGACUCUGUUCAGUAACCGAGAUGAUGCAGUGGCUCAGUGUAAUCAGACAUCCUGCUGGUCACUAAAGGAGGGAUUUAAAAUGUCCCAUGAUCAGUACCUGAAGGGAGAUCUCACCCUCACCAUCACUGCAGCUGAUUACAGUAAGAGGGGUUUAUACACGUGUGUGUGUGAUGGCAGAGACAUUAAAGAUGUGCGUCUCAGCAUCGAGACCGUGACAUCAUCAGUUCAGAUAACCACUGGUGAAGAUCUGCAGCUGGAUUUGCACAUAUCAGAGCGAGUGGAGGUGAUCUAUAAGGGUGAAGAUUCAGCAGAUAGUGAACAGAUCUGCACUGUGGAUAGAAGCUCACUACGCUGUACCGCUGAAUACACACCGAGAACAUCACUCACUAACACAGUUCUUACACUGAGAGGAGUAAAGCCACUUGAUCGGGGAAUUUACAUCGUCCACGACACGGAGAAUAAUGAAGACCUUCAUAUUUAUGCAGUCUCAGUGAGACGCGUUGCUGUACCGAUUUGGGUGCUGCUGCUGCUUCUGGUUGUUGCAACGUAUAUGAAAUACCAGUGCCUGUGGAAACGACAUGGGUUCUGCCAAAGUUAUGAAAGGAGCAGCAGUGGAGCAGGAAGACAUCAGUGCUCAUAUGGCACCAUAGCAGUGAAUAACCUACCAGAGAACCAAAGGAUGUUGAAGCAGGGGGAGAACCGAGGUGAAGCAUAAAAAUGGAGUAACAGAGGAAAGAGACUUAUAACUAUUUUUUUUUAAAGUGAAGGAUCGUCACACCAAAUAUUGACUUUGUUUCAUUUAUUACUGUUUACCGCUCUUUAUAGUAUUUUUUUAAUGUAGAAACAUUUAGUUUCAUUAUUUUUGAAGGCAUCUUUACUCUACAGCAUUUCUUUGCAUGCGCCUAAGACUUUUGCACAGAACUGUAUAUGAAGAGGGGGCAUACCUAAUAUACAGGCCAUAACAUGAAAUUUAUGGUGGAAAGACACUACAACACAUUACCCCUGGUGGUGGAUGUUGUUAUUGUUCAUUCAGCUGCUCCCGUUAGGGGUCGCCACAGCGGAUAACCUUUCCAUUGUCCGCAUAUUGAUUUGGAACAGGUUUUACUCCAGAUGCUCUUCCUGACACAGCCCACCCCAUCUAUCUGUGCUUGGGACUGGCACUGAGAGUGUAUCAGCCUGUGCACCCCCAGUGGCUGUGGUUGGCGCCUAGCAUGGGGCUCAAACCCACAAUCCUGAGAUCAAGAAUCCCAUGUGCUACCAACUGAGCUAGCCAGACACCAACACAUUAUCCCUGGUACCACUGAAAAUAUGCUGCCAAACUGUGUCACUGUGUUUAUGAUGAGAGAUGCUUUCAUACAGCAUGAUUCUGGAGCAAGGAGAGAGCUGAAAUCAAAUGGGAGCGCAGGAAUAGAUUUCCCGUUGUGCUUCACAACAAAAAAAGUAUACGACCUGAGUAUAGAAUCUGUUUUUUCUAGAGUUAUUUUUUAACAUUUGAUUAGACAUCUGAUCACACCCUGCACUGACAUCCUCACUGACCUGAAUACCAGCUGAUCUUUUGUUUUGGCUCUAGAGCUGUGUUUUGACUCUGUAUGGUGACACAUUUUUUUUUAAAAGAGGAAGAGCCACGGCAUUUUGAAAUGCACGACUGAUGUAAACAGCAAACCAGAACGAUGGUUGGAAAUGGAAUAGUCUUGGGGAAGACACUCUGUACGUCACUCUGUAUAAGGGCAUCUGCCAAACACUAAAACUGUAAACGUAAGCUACACAGACAAAAACACAAUAAUGAAUAAUGUUUACUGCUAACAAGCUGCUGGGGGCGAGAAAUAUAUGUUCUGGAGAAUAUUUUAUUGGAUGAUCACAAGACUAGUACAGGGUAGGUUCUCCCAGAAGUGAAGAGCUAUAAAAUUAAAAGAAGGGAGAGAAGGGAAUAACAUUUCCAAUGCUGUUUUUAAAUAUUCUGCAUUGUAGUUGUCCAUAGAACAAUCGUAAAGGUACAAAAAGCUCUGAAACACUAAUUUUGGUUUUACACACUUCUGUUUUUUCACACUGAUGUCACUUUACUCACUGUUCUUAUUGGAACACAGCCGGCUGACUGAAGCUGCUGCAUCCGGCACCAAUAAUUGAUUACACUAUUAUAGUUGGUAGGUCAAUAGAUAUUAUUUUCUCCCUCUACUUGGGGUGUAGUCGUGCAAAAGGCGGAGCUAAGGUCAGAUAACUGUUUCUCAGGAACUGUAAGUCUGAUUGAGCUAAAAUUUGGUACAGUGCAUCUCUGUGUUAAUCUGUAAGCGGAUUUUUGAUGACUUAAUUACUUAAAAAACAUGGCUGCCAUGGUGGCCAGUCAGCUUUCAGCAGAUAUUUGGCAGGGUUAACAAUGAGCAAGAGAUUAACAAUCUUCAUGAUAGUUGAAUGGUAGGUUCUGAUGCAGGCUCACUCACUUGGGAAGCGCUAUUCAUCUUUGUGCACACAAAAACAAGCAUAUCUCUUGGAAAAUCACACAUUGGGGGGUGAACUGGGAGAUGAAAGUCAGAAUGGUUUAACUGGAAGUGAUUGGAAGAGAUGUGUUUAUAAACACAGGACACUAAGUGUGUAAUACUGUAACACUGAUGUCUUUCCAAUCUAACGAUGUGUCUGAUGAGUGACAGCAGGGAACUUUUCACUAAUUACAGUAUUAUAUUGUGAGCAAGUGGACAGCUUUAGAUCACGCUGCCUACAAUGAUCAAGGAGACUUGUUCACAGUUAGCUUUUACUUGCAUGGCUUGUUUUUAUGUACAAUAUAAAUUCUAUGUUUUGUGUUUGUUACAGAAGACAUUUUGUACAUGGAUAAUAAAAUUUGUAUUUUAUAUUACA
Molecule: messenger RNA, 2956 nt
Organism: Pangasianodon hypophthalmus (striped catfish)
Lineage: Eukaryota; Metazoa; Chordata; Actinopteri; Siluriformes; Pangasiidae
Exons: 4
Coding region: 189-824 (211 amino acids)
Source: RefSeq, a predicted model, not a curated record